Salarias fasciatus (jewelled blenny) is the source of this 4956-nucleotide messenger RNA. RefSeq names its product neurocan b (gene ncanb). The transcript has 16 exons. Gene Ontology annotation, cellular component: synapse; perineuronal net. The record is from RefSeq and is a predicted model, not a curated record. Gene Ontology annotation, molecular function: calcium ion binding; hyaluronic acid binding. Bases 137 to 4204 code for a protein of 1355 amino acids. Gene Ontology annotation, biological process: central nervous system development; skeletal system development; positive regulation of neuroblast proliferation. Lineage: Eukaryota; Metazoa; Chordata; Actinopteri; Blenniiformes; Blenniidae.
GCGUCGGUGGAUGGUCGAGCUUCCCCGCGCGCGGCGCUGCCACUUGCACCUUGUCAGAGCGACGCUCCGGUGAAGCUGCAGCAUCGCUCUACAUUCCUGUGGACUCAACCCGACUUUAUCCGAAAGGUGCAGCAGGAUGCGGGGCGCACUCCCUGUGUGUGGACUGCCGCCCCUGAUGGCUCUCCUUCUGCUUCAGACUGUGGGCUGUGGCCUAACCAAUGCUGACACAGUGGUGAACAUGCGGAAGGUGACCCAUCAGACCAUUACUGAGGAGCUCUCUAAAACCGUUUUGCUCCCUUGCCUGUUCACCCUACGUCCGAGCACUGGUUUAUCCCAUGAGCCUCCCAGGAUCAAGUGGACCAAAGUCUGGGGUCAGAGGGGCUCCGAUGGAAUGCAGAAGGAGCAGUCGGUCCUGGUGGCCAAAGACAACGUGGUCAAGGUGAAGAAGGCCUUCCAGGGUCGUGUAACUCUGCCUGGGUACAAUAAGAACCGCUAUAAUGCCAGUCUCGCUCUGACCGGGCUGCGCUCCAGUGACUCCGGUCUGUACCGCUGCGAGGUUGUGGUUGGCAUCAACGACGAACAGGACACAGUUCCUCUGGAGGUCACAGGUGUGGUGUUUCACUACCGAGCCCCACACGACCGCUACGCCCUCUCCUUCGCUGAUGCCAAAAGAGUUUGCGUGGAGAACUCGGCGGCCAUUGCUACUCCUGGUCAGCUGCAGGCUACCUUCGCUGAUGGCUUUGACAACUGUGAUGCUGGCUGGCUGUCCGACCAGACUGUACGGUAUCCCAUCCAGUCGCCUCGGCCCGGUUGCUAUGGCGAUCGUGAGGACUCACCUGGAGUUCGAAACUAUGGCAGUAGAUCCCCCGAUGAGCUGUUUGAUGUCUACUGCUUUGCUAAGCAUCUUCAAGGGGAAGUUUUCCACUCCACAGUGCCUGAGAAGCUGAGCCUUGCCACCGCCUCAACCCACUGUCACUCCCUUGGCGCCCAGCUCGCCACUGUCGGGCAGCUGUACCUGGCUUGGCAGGCAGGCCUCGACCAGUGCGAUCCUGGUUGGUUGGCUGAUGGCAGUGUUCGCUACCCCAUCAACGUCCCGCGAAAGAACUGCGGCGGGGAUGAGCCCGGCAUUCGAACUGUCUAUAACAAUCCCAACCGCACCGGAUUCCCAGACACCAUGGCCCUGUUUGAUGCUUUCUGCUUCCGAGGAAAUCAGCCAACAGGGGUCCAGGCUGCAGAGGCACAGGCGUUAUACCAGACCGCUAACCCAGUAGCAGAAGCCAUGUCCUUGGUUACUGAGGCUCAGAAUAAUGCCCAUUCCUCUAAGACUUCUUCCUGGACUGGUUUGGUCGACUUGGACAAAGCGAGCUCCAUUGCUGGCAUCAACAACUCUUCUGAGAUCUCAGAGGAGCAUGUAGUCAUCCACUUAAGGCCUGAGGGGGCAUGGGACGAGACACAGGCUGAACGUAGAACCAGCCAACCCAGCCAGGAUGAGUCUGAAAGUCCAAGGAGCAUGAACACGUUGGGCCUCUCUGACCUUGAAGUCCUGGAGAGCCACGGAGGUUCUGCCCUUGAGGAAGAGGACAGUAGCUUCUAUGGAUCGGACGCCCCGACAUCGUCCUUCACGGUAUCUUCCACUCCGCAGUCACAGACGAGCAAUAGCAUUCUGGCUGACUUUGUCAACACUCUCAUGAAACCCUUUAAGUAUUUGACUGGUGGGGAAGAGGUUGACCAGAUGGAAAACGUGCCCGACGAAAAAACAGGAGAGAACCAGACACAUGGCGAGGCCAUCAGCAGAGACACAAGUGCACCAAAGCCUGGCGGGAACAAGAACGGCAUGGACAAUGCUAUCAUGGAGCACAGAAGUGGUGUUUAUUCCUUCAGAGGUCCCACCAGUGGACUUCAGAGUAAAGAGGAGGGUCUGUCUGAACAGGAAAAAGAGAUGAUACCACUGAUACGAUUGGUGCCUGCGGUCCAAAAUCCAGGGCGAGGUGACACCAGCACCCAUUCCAGCGAGCGAGCCACCACCCCUUUACCCAGCAGCACGCAAUCCACUGAUAACGAGUUCCCAUCCCAUGAGUUCCCAUCUGAAUCAGAACCUGUUGGGAGACCACCCAGUGAACAUUUCAACAUAUCCAGGCCUGAGGAUCACAGACAAGGUUCUGCUCUUUCUACUGCCCCCAACACCCUCUUCUCCUGGGCCAUCAAGUCCAUGCGUGGCCCCAAACUCAGUACCUCUGGAAAUCUGGCCUAUGCGGGUAAACAUGCCACCUGGGAACCAAUGGAAGCAAAAGCAGGGUCCCUUGAGGUGAUGACCCUGCCCACCUCAUUGAGACAAGACAUUCCAGAAAACUAUUCAGGUGAAGACAAGGAUCAAGAUAUAGAAGGUGCUAAUCCUCCAUCUACCAGGGGCGCAUCAGGAGAGGAGAAAGACACAGAGGGGAGUGCAGAAGGAAACAACUUUCCUGCUGAAUCUGGAUUGAAACUCACCAAGGAGGACAGUUCUGAUGUGAAACAGAGUCAUGAAAGUGAAUCUUUACUCAGACAGAGUGAUUUUGUGACCGUGGCUGAGCACACUACUCUCUCCCAAUGGCAGCUGGUUGAGCAGCCUACCACUCCAACUCAGGGCUCUCAGGAGCCAAACACAGCAGAGGAGGCAAAGGGGGAGAUCCUCUAUGUCCUCCGGCCCGCCAACAGUCUGCCUUCUGCCUCCUCACACAAAGGCAAAGGUGGGACAAAUUCAGCUUUCCCAAUGCUUCCUGAGAAGCACAGCAAAAACAUGAGCAAGAGUGACUUCAUGAAUUCUUCACCUAAAGCUUUGGUGGAUGUGCUGACCACCUCUGAAGCCACCACAACAGCCAGAGUCACAUAUAACACUGACUCUGCCUCCACAGAAACUACAACAGAUGGUUUAUCUGACAGCUUUUCAACAGAGGAGCCUUCAAUUUCCAUUUCAUGGGUUCAGGAAGAUAUCCACAAAACUACAAGCCCAACUGGCCUACAGGCCACUGAGGCACCUGGUGAAGAGUCUCAAACAGUUAUUGGAGUCACUCAUUUGACCACUGUUUCAUCCGUCCCCAAGGUUGGUGCUACAGAAAUGGAAUCCCGUUCUGCAGUUUCUGAGUCUUUUGUUGUGGGGGGUCUUUGGACACCAUUCAAGGGCUUCAAGGCAGACGAACACAAGAGCUUGGGAACGACAGAAAACAAAGAAGGAAGCAACCCAUUUGGCCUUCUCAUCCCCAACUGGUCUUUGGGUCUCAUCCCAUCAGUGGAAAAUAAUCCAUGCCAGACCAACCCCUGUCUCCACGGUGGGAGCUGCCUGCAGGAAGGCGAUGGCUACAGUUGCUACUGUCCUCAGGGCUUCUCUGGAGAGAGCUGCGAGAUCGACAUUGACGACUGCCAGUCUAAUCCAUGCCAGAAUGGAGGAACCUGCAUUGAUGAGAUCAAUUCCUUUGUGUGCCUUUGUCUGCCCAGCUACGGUGGAGCCACUUGCGAAAAAGACACGGAGGGCUGUGAGCACACGUGGAGGAAGUUUCAUGGCCACUGCUACAGGUACUUCAGCCGCAGACACACCUGGGAAGACGCCGAGAAAGACUGCAGAGAGCACAGCGGCCACCUGGCCAGCAUCCACAGCGCGGCUGAGCAGAACUUCAUCAGAGGUCUGAGCCACGACAACACCUGGGUUGGACUCAACGAUCGUACAGUUGAAGAUGACUUUCAGUGGACAGACAAGAUGGAUCUGCAAUACGAGAACUGGCGCGAAAACCAGCCGGACAACUUCUUUGCCGGAGGAGAAGACUGUGUGGUUAUGAUUGCGCAUGAGAACGGCAAGUGGAACGACGUGCCCUGCAACUACAACCUGCCCUACGUCUGCAAGAAGGGAACAGUGCUUUGCGGAGCCCCUCCCUCAGUGGAUAAUGCCUUCCUAAUUGGUCGUAAGCGUUCCCACUAUGACAUCCACUCUGUGGUGCGCUACCAGUGCGCAGACGGCUUCCUGCAGCGCCACGUGCCCACCGCCAAGUGUCGCGCCAACGGCAAAUGGGAUCGACCUAAAAUCAUCUGCAUAAAAUCCCGGAGGGCCCAUCGUUACCGGCGCCACCACCACAAGGGCAGGAGGGAGCGCAGGAAGCACAAGAGGCACGGCCACAGAGAGGGCGGCCACCACGGAGGAGAGGAGGGCCAGGGCCACAGCCACGCCCACUUCUGAACCAAAACAACUACAUAAUAAUAAUAACCAUCCUCUUUUCCUUUCCUCCCCCCGCUGUCAACUGCAAAUUGCCUGUUUUCCUGUCGUCCCCCAUUUUCCCCACAUCACUACUAGAGCCCAGAAGUCUCUGGCCAAACCUCUCCGUACUUCACUGUCCAGACCCAAGCUCCGCCCCCUGGCUGCCGGAGUCAGCCUGCAUCAUAAUCAACUCUGAGGCCCGGCGAAGUGCCGCCGGGCAUCACCGGGACAAUAAAAAAUCCCUUUGUACUCUUUUUACUUUCCUGUCAUCCGGUCCCUUCCUUGUCUCUCGCUCUCAUUCCCCUCCCGCUUGACCCAAUUACUCUCCAUCCCAGCUCGACGAUGACCCCGAACCCUGGGCUACCCAGACAUGUUUUUGAAGAACAAAUAACUUGGCGAUCCACACCUAGCAUUUCUUAGACGAGAAAGCUGUUUAGUAUGAACUGUAAAUAGGGAAGACAUCACAGAAGAAUGCCGUAUCAGAAUCAGACCAGUUCAAGAAGACGUGGUGUUGUUAACUUGAGCCUUUUUUCAUUUUUUUUACAAAACCCUCAGUCUUUACUCCUUGACUCUGCUGCUUUUGGUUUGCUCUUUGUAAGACAUUGUACUUAACUUAAAGCGAUGGAUUUAAUUGAGUUUUCUUUGAAUCUGAGGCCAUUGUAAUUACAUUUUUUUGAUUGUUAGCUUUGUAUCAUUGUCGGUGUAAGACAGUUACUUUAGAUCAGAUGCUAAAA